This is a messenger RNA of Meloidogyne enterolobii, 249 nucleotides long. The record is from the annotation of a GenBank genome assembly. NCBI's taxonomy places the organism in Eukaryota, Metazoa, Nematoda, Chromadorea, Rhabditida, Meloidogynidae.
GGGGGAGUAAGCUCAUUUUGGGGUGAAAAAUUCGAAAAUGCAAAUAGUGCUUAUUCGACUCAGCUCGACGAGCUGUGUCGAAUGACAACAAAAUCACCGAAAUCCGACUUGUUUGGACAAAGUUAUGAUCGUUGGGCGGGCGGUAUGUCGGAGUUACUAGGGGAAUUCGAAAUUCAUCACUUAAGGUGGAUAUUUUUAUAUUUUCGGAAUACUAAAUAUUCUACUAGGAUACCGUAUAACCUGUAUUAA